This is a messenger RNA of Colletes gigas, 3497 nucleotides long. It is a transcript of the gene Bulli, whose product is annotated as regulator of MON1-CCZ1 complex. Gene Ontology annotation, cellular component: late endosome membrane; lysosomal membrane; Mon1-Ccz1 complex. Bases 103 to 2115 code for a protein of 670 amino acids. The transcript has 11 exons. The record is from RefSeq and is a predicted model, not a curated record. NCBI's taxonomy places the organism in Eukaryota, Metazoa, Arthropoda, Insecta, Hymenoptera, Colletidae. Gene Ontology annotation, biological process: regulation of autophagy.
AACAUUGUCCGUCAAAGAUAGCUGAAUCUGUUUAUGGAAAUCUAUGAAGUAUUCGAUAAUAUUUAAUAACUAGUAAAGACUGAACGUGAUUAACGGCGAGACAUGGCAACUGCUAGUGAAGACGAAAAGGAUGACUAUUAUUUGGAAUUAUCCUCCGACCCGAUCAAGUUCGAGUCGGUCAGCUGUCUUACCAAUGUCUUUUUCGACGACUCGAAACAACAGGUAUUUGCUGUUCGCUCGGCAGGUGUUGCAGGUGUAUUAGUUAAAGGACCGAAUCAAAGUAUAAAUUUUCAAAUGGAAGACAAGGGUCCAGUUAUUUCCAUCAAAUUUUCACCCGAUAUGAAUGUACUCGCAAUACAACGUACGAAUAUUUCUGUCGAAUUUGUUAAUUAUUCACCUGUCGUUGGAUUGGAUAACAUAGAAUAUUCGCAACCGUGUAAAGGAAAAAACGCCACUAUAUUGGGAUUUGUUUGGACGCAUGGAAAUGAAAUACUGUUUGUUACAGAUUAUGGAGUCGAGUUGUUCCAAGUGAAUCCAGAGAAACGAAGCGUCAGAGCUAUAAAAUGUUUAAGUUUGGGUGUAAAUUGGUUUGUGUAUUGUCCACAAAGUCAGUUGGUACUGUUAUCAUCUGGUACAGCAGGAAAUCAAAUGCAGUCGUUACAUAUAACACCAGGGAAUCUUCAUAAGUUAACGAAAUUUGAAAUGGAACCUGGUACGACGAAACCAGGCAAAUUGGCGGUUUCCGAAAGAGAUGUAGCUUUGACUGUUCUGUACGGAACACCCUGUAUUAUUUUAUUGCGUCAUCAGCCGGGCGCUAGUCGUUCAACAGGGACCACUUCUGUAUAUGUAUAUACUGUUUAUAAGAUGACAACUAUCAAAAGAAGUCAUAUUCUGAAACUCGACGUCAGUGGUAGAUUCGCUAUUAAUGUUGUAGAUAAUCUAAUUAUCGUUCAUCAUCAAGCUUCGAAAACUUCAAUGGUUUUCGAUAUUAUGUUACAAGGCGUGAGCGAUGGCACUGUGAUGCACCAUACCAGCGUGGUACCGGCAAAAUCGAUAAAACCGUAUAAUUUGAAAGUUCCGGGCGCGACAUUAUCGGAGCACACGUAUCAGCCUUGUCAAUUAUAUUCACCAAAUUGGGUAGUUUUUCAGCCAAACAUUGUUAUAGAUGUCAAGUUGGGUUGCCUAUGGUAUGUUGAACUGAAGUUGGAAGCAUUGAUAAAGCUUAUCACGGACAAAGUGUUGUUGGUCGAAUUUUUGAUACAGCGAACAAAUGCGAAACAAGUUUUAAUACAGGUGCUGCAAAAUUUCAUGAUGCAGCUACCUGUUAGUUUAAUGGACAUGCCAACCAUAUUCAACAAGAUUAAUUCUGUGUACAGAAGUUACUUGGAGAGCGAAAUACAAAGUCAGAUGGGUACCCCAUUACAAAGUAAUGUGAAAAACGUUGGCACCGUGGUAGAAAAUUACAAGUAUAAGCUCUUGCUCGAUCAAAGCGACACGUAUAGUCAUAUACUAUCGAAAUUUUCCGAGAAUACAAUCGAACCGAAAAUGAUCGUAUGGGUUCUCCUCGAAUAUAUCAGAUCAUUGGCGGAACAUGGAAUACCUGUGCAACAUUAUUUGCACGAGUUAAUCAUCACGACAUUGGUGCAACGUAAAGCGUAUUACCAGCUUCAUCAGUUACUGCAAUAUCAUGUGGUCGCCGAUUCGAAACCUCUAGCGUGUCUGUUACUUUCUUUGGAGAAUCUGUAUCCAGCUGCCCAUCAGCUUGCUUUGGAUAUGCUGAAACGAUUAGGGAAUGCUCACGAAGAAAUAAUCGAAGUCCUCCUCUCGAAGGGUCAUAUUCUGCCAGCGUUGCGAUAUGUCCGAUCAGUUGGAAUGGUAGAUCAAGUUUCCGCUCGAAAAUUCUUAGAAGCAGCAAAGGCAACCGAAGAUGCGACGUUGUUUCAUUCGGUUUUCAAAUUUUUCGAACAACGCAACGUGCGAUUACACAACACGACAGCUUUCUCGAAAGGAGAACACUGUCAGCCUUACGUUCAACAUUUCAAGUAUUUGUUCCAUGGAACGGACAAUGGAUGCAAUUCGGACACAAAUUCUAACGUUACAACGAUCUCUUCGUGAAAUAUUACGUACAAGUUCUUUUUCCUGAUUUUGUUGCGCGAUGUUUACUUGUAAAUGUGAAACAAUAAUAACAGCAACGGAAACAACAAACAAUAAUAUAUUUCAAAUUUAUAAUACAGAAGAAGCAGGGACGUUGGCUAGUCGUUUUUUGAAAUUUCUUUGCUCCUUCCUCGCGUUACCAUUCGCAGAAUACGUCAAAGAAGGAUAUUGGUCACAAUUUCUUUUAUAAUUGGUUGUAUCUAUGUGUACAAUUUACGGAAUUUCAUGGUAUCGACCGCAACUAGCCAUAAUUCGUUUAACGGCGCAUUUAUUUGUAUAAUUUGCUUCCGUAGUCGCGCACCGGCAGCCAUUUCGCGAUUGGAAUUAUUACGUAGCCACAGUGACACGUUGAUACGAAAUACGAUACUAUACAUACAUGCAUACAAACAAAUAACGGGCACGUCGAUAUAUUCGCGUACGAUAAUAGUAUAUGUAUGCUAGAUUAAAACAGGAAGAAACAAGAAUUCAGUUUUCGGUAAUAAAAAUAUGUUUUUUUUUGUUUUUCUGGUUUUUCUUGUAUUUCUUCUACCCUUCUCAGCGCAUUACGAAUUAUUCAGCAAGAGGAAUGAAUUUACGUACGUUCUUCAAGUCGAUGAAAAAUCGUCCUAUCCUUACAGGGUAUAGAUAAUUACUUGGUGCUUACAGUUUAGACAAACAGACAGUCACAAAAUAUUUAUUAAAAUUGGUCUGGUGUGUGUAUGAUGUGCACGCGUAUGUAUAUGUAUUAUAUCUCCUAGCGGCAAUCGUCGUUACUCGGAUUUUUAGCGACUCGGAAUCGGAAUUUAGUACAUAAGACGUUUCUUUUCGAUAAUUUUAGCUUUUUUUCUGAGUAUGCUCGAAUAACCAAACUGGAGAUGCAUGAAAUACACUUCCUAUCGGAUAUGCGAACGUUUCAUGGAUAUUAUUGGCUCAGAAAAUGUAAUUAAUCUCGAUACUAAGAUUUGAUCGAUGAAACUCCGAUUCGCUUGAUGGGACCAACGACGUAACGCGUAGAAGAGGACGGACAGGAUAUUCGUCGAGACACAUUCGAUCGAUUUUGCACUUUAUGUUCACCAAGAUCGAACAAACGAUCGUUGAUUUGGUUCAAAAGCUUACUCGAAGCUGCGCGAAACGACAAGAAAAAUGAAUAGUUUCGAUAAUCGUUUGUGUGUCGAGAGAGAAGUAACGUUGGAAGAGCCUGAACUUUAAAAACACUUGGGAAGGAGUGAAGAGUUAAUCCUAUGAUGCAGUGUUCUCCAAAAUGAUGGGCAUGGGCAAAAGGGUAUAGCCGAAUAAGGCGGUCAAAUGCGCCCUUGAACCAAAUGUGACAUACGAUGGAUCCAUCGAUAGAGCAUCAAGAAAAA